Molecule: messenger RNA, 1788 nt
Organism: Phytophthora nicotianae INRA-310
Lineage: Eukaryota; Oomycota; Peronosporomycetes; Peronosporales; Peronosporaceae
Exons: 1
Coding region: 101-1627 (508 amino acids)
Source: RefSeq, a predicted model, not a curated record
AAAAUGUUGGGUGGGCAGCGCCGCCUACUGUUGCUAAAAGCCCUCGUUGGCCUCAGGUGAGCCCUGCAUUCAUUCCGAUAAGCAGGUCGCACGAUCCAGCAUGGCGACGGCGAUCAACGAUGAGAAAUGCACCGUGGAAGAAGCGGUGCGCGCUGCUGCCUCGACGGCCUCCGCAGCGGUGGACCCCAAGAAGGAGCGCGAGAUCGACGAGGUCAUGGAGUUCCUCAAGUUCAGCGUCAAGUCUAGCACGAACUUCGGCGGCACGAUCUUGUUCAAGUUCAAGGACGCGGACGACGCUGAGCCCAAGACCACGUACGCUGUGGAGAUCAACGACACGCGGCAGGUGUAUACGCGCAAAAACGCAAGCGCUCGUGACGAGCGCCCCACGUGCGAGGUGACAAUCUCCAUGGACGACUUCCUCUGGAUCUACUCGGGUAAGGCCACCAGCUCCGACCUGGCCAAGCUCUUCUACGCCGGACGUGUAGCCAUCAGCGGCUACGCCUUCCGCACGGUCUCCAAGUUCGCGCAGAGUUUUGAUUUCUCGUCCGAGAAGUGGCGCAGUUUCUACGCUUGGCAGAAAGCGCAGGACGAAAAGAACGACAGCAGUCGGUCGCCCAGCGCACUGGAGGAGGCAAGGAACGUCGGUUCACCUUCGAGAGAUUACUGGUUCUUCCAUGCUCGGACCAUUUUGGACAGCUACAACGUCACCAGACUGCAGCGACUGCUCUGGGAGACCUCGCUGGCCAGUGUUUUCGGAGGGAAGAUCGUUUUGGAGAGUGUGCGUCGCACAACCGCACAGGACAGGAAAGUCGCAACUGGCAGGUUCAGCGUUAUUGCGAGUGUCGUGGGAAACGCAGGCCCCGUGUCUGCGGUCUUAAAGCGCCGCGCGACCGCCGCCAUUACGCCAGGUCAGCUCCACUAUGAACGAGAACUGCGCGCCCAGCUAGAGAGAUAUCUGCGUCCCUGCACAAAUCAAUCGGCUGCAGUCGUCGAGUCGUUUGCGGUGGGCAACCCCAACCAGACAGCGAGCGUCUUGUUCGACUUUUUCAGUGAGGAUUUCGUCCAGGCUGUGAAGCUCAGCGCCAAGGAGCGCCAGCAGCGUCGUCACCACCGCAACCGUGUUGAUCUGGGCGACGCUGGUAUGGAACAGUUGGACAAGUUGGUGAAGGUUAUCGGCAAGGGCGGCCACUCGAACCUGAAGCGUGACAACCGCUCCAAGUAUGUGCCUGCGCCCGAGUUGCUGCUGCGUGAGUUUCGUGUCAACGUGACUGUUCUCAUGGACACGUUGAAGGAGAAGGCUUCGGGCCGCAAGGCCCUGCACAAGAUCCCUGCGCCUGAGAUGGACUGGUUGGUGCGGAACGGACGCUCUGGUAGCAUGGUUAUUACAGAGGGCAAGCUGGACAAUGCCGCUGUGCCAUCACCAGCUUCUUCUGCCCUGCCCAACUUGCCGCAGAGCAUCAUUGUGGAAGUAAAUCGUGCCAAGAUCGCUCGCAACCGGAAGCGCUUUGAUGUGCCCAAGCAGCGCAUCAAGGCCAAGUUCGAGUCCAUUUCGCGCGAGCUGGCCAACCAGAGGAAUCCAGUGGUGUCGCACCUCGAUGAACACUUGGUGUUCUCCGACUACCUAUAAGGGACUUCUCAAGCCGCAAGUUGCCUCUUCGUAGCGAGCACCACCCUAGACUUUAGCAGCAGCACCAUCUCUUUUUUAUAUUUAACGCAAUUUUUGCGCUCCACUCUUACUUUUCUUCUUUUUCUAUUCGUCAAUUUCUAAUCAUAAUUUUUUUUGCAAAA